Molecule: messenger RNA, 1287 nt
Organism: Scedosporium apiospermum
Lineage: Eukaryota; Fungi; Ascomycota; Sordariomycetes; Microascales; Microascaceae
Exons: 3
Coding region: 1-1287 (428 amino acids)
Biological process (GO): endocytosis; plasma membrane tubulation; actin cortical patch localization
Cellular component (GO): mating projection tip; actin cortical patch; medial cortex
Molecular function (GO): lipid binding; protein binding
Source: RefSeq, a predicted model, not a curated record
AUGUUCAGAACGCCAAGAGAACUUACCCCAUCAUCGCUAAAAUACAAGCCUGCGCCAGAACCAGCGCCUCAACAAUUCCGAGCCAAGUUUAAUAUUGGCGAGAACACCAAAGAUGCGGUCUACGCGGAUGCCGAACUCAGAUUCCAAGAGCUCGAGAAGGAGACGAAGAGGCUCCACGAUGAGAGCAAAAAAUACUUCGAGGCCAUAAAUGGCAUGCUCAGCCACCAGAUCGAGUUCAGCAAAGCCAUGACCGAAAUUUACAAGCCCAUAUCAGGUCGCAUGUCCGACCCCGACAGCUUCAAGGCUGAGGGUAACCCCGAGGGCAUUCGAGCCUGCGAAGAGUACGAAGCCAUCGUCAAGGAUCUGCAGGAGACCCUCCAACCAGAGUUGGAAAUGAUCGAUGGCAGAAUCAUUCAGCCCGCCAACGAGCUCCUCGAUGUCAUCAAGGCCAUUCGCAAGACCGUCACGAAGCGCGAACACAAGAAGCUCGAUUACGACCGCCACCGUGCGACUCUCAAGAAACUACAAGAUAAGAAGGAUCGGAGUGCAAAGGAUGAGAAAGCCAUGUGGAAAGCUGAGAACGAUGUGGAGCUGUCGACGCAAGAGUUCAAUUACUUCAACGACCUGUUAAAAGAGGAGCUGCCGAUGCUCUUUACGCUUGAGCGAGACUUCAUCCAGCCGCUGUUUCAGUCCUUCUACUACAUGCAGCUCAAUAUAUUCUACACAUUGCACAUCAGGAUGCAGGAGUGUGACAUUGGCUACUUCGACCUUACCCUCGAUGUCGAGGAAGCCUUCCACAAGAAGCGCGGCGAUAUUCAGGAGCAGGCCGAGAAACUUUCCAUUUGCAAGUUCAAGACUACGGGUCAGAGACGCCCUCCCAAAUACGGUGCCAAGCCUGGGGCCAUAGAAGCUGGUGCCUCUUCGACUACCCCCAGAAUCGCAUACAGCCAUAACUCGGAUGUCAUCGAUAAUCCUCCACCUCCAUACUCACCGAACCCCGUGUCGUCCGCCCCCGUCAGUCCCAGUCUUGCAGCUAUGGCGGCCGCGAAAUCGAAGCCUCCUCCGCCCAAACCAAAACCCAAGCGUUUCAGCGCUGCCCCUACACCGGCUGUUGAAACCGUCACUGCUCUCUACGACUUUGCAGCGCAGGCCGAGGGAGACCUCUCCUUUAGGGCUGGAGACGUGAUCCAGAUUGUCAAGAGGACAACGAAUGAAAAUGAGUGGUGGACAGGAAAGCUGAAUGGCAAACAGGGUGACUUCCCAGGAAACUAUGUGAGGCUAAAUUAG